Molecule: messenger RNA, 2117 nt
Organism: Hyla sarda
Lineage: Eukaryota; Metazoa; Chordata; Amphibia; Anura; Hylidae
Gene: NME9
Product: NME/NM23 family member 9
Exons: 17
Coding region: 1-1986 (661 amino acids)
Biological process (GO): GTP biosynthetic process; UTP biosynthetic process; CTP biosynthetic process
Molecular function (GO): nucleoside diphosphate kinase activity
Source: RefSeq, a predicted model, not a curated record
AUGUGUAAGGUGCCCGGACACGCCCCCUGUGUGCAUCGUCAUGGAAACCCAGAAACAGCGUCGUUUCUCCUAGGCGACGCCAACUUGUGCGAAGCGACAGCUCUUGUGGUAGACAUGGCUGGAAAGAAGAAAGACGUCGUCCUGCAGAUAGCCAUCAAUAAUCAGGAACAAUGGGAGGAGGUACUGUCAUCCAAAGGACUCAUAGUGGUGGAUGUUUACCAGGCCUGGUGUGGUCUAUGCAAAACAACUGUGAGUCUGUUCCGAAAAAUCAAGAAUGAGCUUGGGGAUGACCUCCUGCAGUUUGCCGUGGCUGAAGCUGAUAGCAUCGACGCCCUUGAGAAAUACAGAGGCAAAUGUGAACCUACCUUCCUUUUCUUUGCGGGAGGGGACCUAGUUGCAGUUGUCAGGGGUGCCAACGCUCCAUUGCUGCAAAAAACUAUUCUUGAACAGCUUGAAGCGGAAAAGAAAGUUAUAAAUCAGGGCCUGGAACGUAAUGUGAUAAAAGAUGAGGCAGUUCUGGAGGAAGAAGAGACAUCCCCUCUCCCUGCUCAGACUGAAGAUGAUGAACUGGUUCCAACAGGAAAAGCAUACACAGUAGCCAUCAUUAAACCUGACGCAGUUGCCCAUGGAAAGGCAGAUGAAAUCAUUAUGAAGAUACAAGAAGCUGGAUUUGAAAUCUUGGCCAAUGAGGAAAAAACAAUGACGGAGUCUGAAGUCAGAGAGUUUUAUAAGCACAGAGCAAAAGAGGAGAAAUUCCAGGAGUUGGUGCAGUUCAUGUCUAGUGGUCCAUGUCAUGUCCUCAUUAUAUCUAAAUCAGGAGAUGAAGAUGUUAUCCCUUCAUGGAGAGAAUUCAUUGGUCCAACUGAUGUGGAAGUUGCCAAGAAAGAGAAACCAGAAAGUUUGCGAGCUCAGUAUGGCACUGAAGUCCUGUAUAAUGCAGUCCAUGGAAGUAAUGACAGGGAACAAGCUAGCAGGGAAUUGGCUUUCUUCUUCUCAAGUUUUAAUCUUCAGCAGGAACAGGCAGAGGAAUCAGCCUUAAAGACCCCAGAAAGAACCUUAGCCUUGAUCAGACCCGAUGUCUUGAAGGACAGGAAAGAUGAAGUUCUGCAAAGUAUUCGAGAUGCUGGUUUCUCUAUAGCAAUGCAGAAAGAGAUAGUGUUAACAGAGCAGCAAGUUCACGAGUUCUACAAGGAGCAUGUUGAUGAAGAUUAUUUUCCAGCUCUAAGGCAGCAAAUGACAAGUGGUCCUGUUCUUGCCCUAGCAUUGGUAAAGGAUGAUGCCGUAACACACUGGAGAAAUUUGUUAGGCCCCGCCGACCUUACUGAAGCGGUAAAUAAAGAACCAGAUAGCUUGCGGGCUCGGUUUACUCCCAGAGAAACUACGAUCAACCAGCUACAUGGAAGUUCCAGCCCAGCCCAGGCAGAAAAUGAGAUUAACUUCUUCUUCCCUGUAGAGCACACCUUAGCAGCUAUUAAACCAGAUGCCUUGGAAGAACAUAGAGAUGAAAUCAUGGAAAGGAUUCAAGCUGCUGGCUUUACUAUCUCUCAAAUAAAGGAAACUCAUUUAACCCAAGAAAUGGCUGAAGAAUUUUACAAAGAACAUAAGGGGAAGCCAUUUUUUGAUCAGCUUACCAACUAUAUGUGCAGAGGUUCUUGCUUAAUGAUGAUUCUCAGUAAAGAGAACGCAGUGCAGGAAUGGCGGUCACUCAUGGGCCCUACAGACCUGGCUGAAGCACAGACAUCAUCACCUGAUUCCUUGAGAAGCUUGUUUGCAAAGAGCAUCCUGGAGAAUGCCAUCCAUGGGUCCUCUAAUGUAAAUCAUGCCUUGGAAAAAAUCAAAUUCAUAUUUGGCGAUAUUGAGCUGGAAAGAGCAAAUAAUGAAACUUUGUUUUUUAAUGAGGCUGCAGAGGAUGUCAAAGAAAGUGAGGAUAAUGAAAUCACACCACCGGAAGAAAGUGAAGCAGAACCUUCUCAAGAAAACAACUAAGAAACAGCUGGUUACUUCCAUAUUGGUGUAUCUUUACUGUAAUUAUUUAAAUGUGACAGACAAAUAGCAAACUAUUAUUUUAAUUAAAAAAAUAAAUGUAAAAACAUGCAAAGUACAAGUUUGUUGUGUGA